Molecule: messenger RNA, 1361 nt
Organism: Cuscuta campestris
Lineage: Eukaryota; Viridiplantae; Streptophyta; Magnoliopsida; Solanales; Convolvulaceae
Source: the annotation of a GenBank genome assembly
GGGAGGGAAGAAAACGAGAAGGUUUAGAAGGUGCGAAGUAGGGAGUGCUCCGUAAUUGAGGAGGAGGAUGGAUCCAGAGGUGGCUUUAGAGUUGGUGAAGCGCGGUGCUACGCUGCUUUUCCUCGACGUUCCCCAGUACACGCUCAUAGGCAUCGAUACUCAGGUAAUAUGUUCCGAAUAGCUAAAACCUAAUUCUAUGCCGAAUGUUGCUUCAUCAAUUUUGCUGUGAAUUUGCUGGCGUUUGUAGAUGUUUUCUUCGGGACCUAAUUUCAAGGGCAUCAAGAUGAUUCCUCCUGGAGUUCAUUUUGUCUUUUAUAGCUCUGCUAACAGGGAAGGCAAUGCAUUCUCACCAAUUAUUGGUUUCUUCAUUGUUUUGAAGCCGUCAGAGGUAAUUGUUAGGAAAUGGGAUAAAAAAGAGGAGCGGUUUGUCAAAUUCUCCGAAGAAGAUGUAGCAGUUUGUUGAAAUGAAAACCCUUGUGCUUGUCUAAAAGAAGCGCCCUUAUUUUUACCUUCGUGUGCAUCUUGACCCCUCAAAUGGCAACGGAGUUGUGAUUAUACGAGGUUUGUUGUUGUGGCAUCCACAUAAAUUUUUGGUAAGGAGGCCGAAAUUACACGUUAAUGGUAACACAUAUUGUUGUAAACGAAUUGAGUCAAAUCAAAUAUCCAAAGAUUUGGUUUGAUUUGAUUAUUGUAGAGGACAUUUACAAGCAUUUAAUAUUCAUAUCUCAAUGUCAAUUUUUCGUCCAUUGCCCAUGGAGCUAAAAGAGCCAUUAUUGACAAUGCUUUAGUUUGGGCACAUGAUGGACUGAAUAAAAAUGGCACAUUAAACUUACCUUGAUUCUUACUUUCAAUGAAAUUUUGGGCAGUAACUGCAGCAGUGCAUCUAAAAUGAUAGUAAAAUCUAAUGAAAAUAGCCUAUUUGUCAUUACAGGGGUAAGACUGCACACAUCUUGACCCACCAGAUCCCAAUGAAAAGGAGAUCAUACUGGGUUGUCAUUGUUUAUGUCAAUAUCUAUUCCGUCUAUUCAUAUUUAUGUGGCUCACAACAUCUCUUUCUUCUAAAUAAAAUUUAUCUAAACUAUACUUUACAACACUUUUUAAAACUCCGUGAAGUCAAAGUGGAAAAUAUAGUUUAGGAGGGAGAGAGUAUUAAAAAAUGAAUGAAUGUGAACAUGAUGUAUCUCCACAUUAAGUUUUUUUUUAUAAAUUUGAACAUGAUGUAUGCAUGAAGAAAGUCAUAAUGAAAAGUUAAAGGAGAAUGGAGCCAGUAGUCCCAGUACUCGUAUAAUUUCGAAAAGAAUUAUAAUGCCAUAUUCAUUGAUAUGUAACUGGAAUUAGUUUAACAAAUCUAGAAUUACAGA